This is a messenger RNA of Salvelinus fontinalis (brook trout), 7823 nucleotides long. Its product is annotated as disintegrin and metalloproteinase domain-containing protein 22-like. Bases 552 to 3407 code for a protein of 951 amino acids. The transcript is spliced from 31 exons. Lineage: Eukaryota; Metazoa; Chordata; Actinopteri; Salmoniformes; Salmonidae. Gene Ontology annotation, cellular component: postsynaptic density membrane. Gene Ontology annotation, molecular function: metalloendopeptidase activity. The record is from RefSeq and is a predicted model, not a curated record. Gene Ontology annotation, biological process: proteolysis.
UGGGCUGUUAUUACAGAAUAUAGCAGUAUUACAGUUUGUUUAUCUUGACCGUGCCCUUCAGUGAUUGUGCCCUUCUAUGAUUAUGCGCAGAAGCGGUCAGAAGGUAGUCUAGGUCUGUAUGGAGAUGGAGCGUGCACACUACAGUUCCCGACAUCCCAUCUCGGCAAUCGCUGUUCUCCUCGCAUGUUUACGCAUGAGGCGCUUCUGCAGUGAGCUACUGGAUAUUGAUGUGCUUUAAUGUGUCCCCUCUACUCCCUUCCUCUUACCUCUCCUCCCUCUCCGCUCUGUGUUCCAUAGAGACUCAGAUGCGCUCAGAUGCACUUGGCGUUCUAGCGGUAGAAACAGCAGCGUGAGCGUCUCAAUGCAGGGGCAGCAAGAGCACCCCGAUGGCCACCAGCACAAGAGACUGCGCUAAGCAGACGACCAGCGCCCGCUUUCACCUGUGCUUCUCAACCCCGAACCUCCUCUAGCGAAGAGAGAGGUGCUCAAAUCCGCUUUAGGAUAUCGCUUUUUUUUGUUCCUCUUUCUGUCCAUUCGAUGAAGAAGAACUGAUGACGAUGUAUCGGCGAUGGUGGAUUUCCCUUUUGUGCGUCUAUGGACUGAUGUGCAUCGUUCAUUCCAGCAAUCAUAUGCCUCGAAAUGGAGACGCCUUGUCGCAGGCGAAGGCUGUUCGUGAUGCGAGCAGGUUCGCGGAGAAGGAGGACACGGUCCCGCUCCGUCUGCUCUACAGCAUGCACAACCACAGUCAAAUCUCCCACGAUGUCAUCAGCACCAGGACUAGAGCCAGUUCCAGCCCCACACAGGGGAACCACGUGGCCCAAGCCAGCUUCCAGGUGGACGCGUUUGGUGAGCAGUUCAUCUUGAAUGUUGAACUGAACCAUGAUCUUCUGUCUUCAAAGUACGUGGAGAGGCAUAUUUCAGAAAGUGGAAAGGCUGUCAUCUUCAAAGGAGGAGAACAUUGUUAUUACCAGGGGAUAGUGCGGGGCCUCCCUGAAUCCUUCGUGGCCCUCUCCACCUGCCACGGCCUACAUGGGAUGUUCUUUGAUGGGAAUCACACCUACAUGAUCGAGCCUGGAGGAAAGGACCGCGUCAGCGGUGAUGUCCAGAUCCACAUGAUCUAUAAAUCAGCAGGAGAAGAGGCAGCAGCUUACUUCCUUCCUAAUGUUGACCUCCCAGAGCCUCCUUUCCCCAGCCCUCCAUUUCCUGGGUCAAAGGUCGUCCACAGGAGGAAGAAGAGACAGGCCCCGCGGGUUGGAGGCAGUGUGGCCGAGGAGACCAAGUACAUCGAGCUGAUGGUGAUCAACGACCAUCUGAUGUAUAAAAAGCAUCGUCUCUCUGUUGGUCAGACGAAUAACUACGCUAAGUCUGUGGUCAAUAUGGCUGAUAUGAUCUUCAAGGAGCAGCUCAACACCCGCAUCGUGCUGGUUGCCAUGGAGACGUGGGCAGCUGACAACCGGUUCAACAUCGACGACGACCCCAUGGUGACCUUGAGGGAAUUCAUGAAGUACAGACGAGACUUCAUCAAGGAGAAGUGUGACUCCGUGCAUCUUUUCUCAGGGAACCGUUUCCAUAGCAGCUGGGGAGGAGCUUCCUAUAUGGGAGGAGUCUGUUCUCUAACUAAAGGAGGAGGAGUCAAUGAGUAUGGCAAGACAGAUGAGAUGGCCAUAACCCUGGCCCAGUCUCUGGGACAAAACAUUGGCAUCUUUUCUGACAAGAAGAGGAUCCUCAACGGCGAGUGCAAGUGUGAUGACCGUUGGUCUGGCUGCAUCAUGGAUGAUGUUGGCUUCUACCUGCCCAAGAGGUUCUCCAACUGCAACGUGGAGGAGUACCAUACCUUCCUCAACAGUGGUGGUGGAGCCUGUCUCUUCAACAAACCCAUAAAGCUGGUUGACCCUCCAGAGUGUGGGAAUGGUUUGGUGGAGCCAGGGGAGGAGUGUGACUGUGGCAGCCCAGCGGAGUGCGAGAGGGAGGGAGAGAAGUGCUGUCAGAAGUGUACACUCACACAAGGCUCAAAGUGUAGCGACGGACUCUGCUGUAACAACUGUCAGAUGGAGUUUAUGGGCGUAGUGUGUAGGGAGGCAGUGAAUGACUGUGAUAUUCCAGAGAACUGCACUGGUAACUCCAGCCAGUGUCCCCCAAACGUGCACAAGAUGGACGGCUACUCAUGUGAAAAGGAACAGGGUCGUUGCUUCAACGGGAGGUGCAAGACCAAAGACAGACAGUGCAAGUACCUGUGGGGAGAGAAGGCGACCGCUGCUGAAAAGUUCUGUUAUGAGAAGUUGAACAUCGAGGGGACAGAGAAGGGGAACUGUGGGAAGGACAAAGACACAUGGGUCCAAUGCAACAAGCAAGACGUGCAUUGUGGGUACCUGCUAUGUUCCAACAUAUCGCCGGCCCCCCGACUAGGAGAGUUGCAGGGGGGACUGACGUCCUUCUCUGUUGCACAGCACAGCGCCUCGCUGGACUGCAGUGGCGGUCAUGUGAUGAUAGACGGGGACAGUGACCUGGGCUAUGUGGAGGAUGGGACAGCCUGUGGGACAGAAAGGGUCUGCUUCAACCACAAGUGUCUGCCCCUUCAGGAGUUCAACUUCAGCACCUGCCCUGGAACCACUGAGAAGACCAUCUGUUCUGGACACGGGAUUUGUAGUAACGAGCUGAAGUGUGUGUGUCACUUGGGUUGGACUGGAGACGAUUGUAACUCCACAUCUCCUCUCAGCUACCUGGUGGUUGGACCCACCGCCUCUGUAUCAGGUAUCACCAGUACUAACAUCAUCAUCGGAGCCAUCACUGGCUCCAUUCUGUUCCUGGCUCUCAUCCUGGCCAUCACCGCCUGGGGAUACAAGAGCUACAGACAGCGGUGCUACGUUGAGUCAGAGGUUCACAGAAGAUUCUGCAGGCAAAUGCCUCCUGGUGACUAUGUGAAGAAACCCGGCGAUGCAGACUCGUUCUACAGUGACCUGGCCCCUGGGGUCAGCACCAACUCAGGCUGUAGCUCCAAGAAGAGGUCUAACGGUCUCUCCCACUCGUGGAGCGAGCGAAUCCCUGACGCCAAACACAUCUCUGACAUUUGUGAGAACGGGCGACCCAGGAGCAACUCAUGGCAAGGAAAUCUGAGUGGAAAUCGCAAGAAGUCGAAAGGGAAGAAGUUCCGUCCUCGCUCCAACUCUACAGAGUAUUUAACCCCUCGCUUCCAAACAGAGCAUUAUGAUGUAACUAAGUGGGUAGAAGAUGUGAAUAAAAACACUGAAGGACCCUACCUUAGGACGCUCUCCCCGGCGAAGUCACCCACCUCCUCCACGGGGUCCAUUGCAUCCAGCCGGAGGUACCCUUACCCCAUGCCCCCCCUCCCCGACGACCAGAGGAAGGCCAACAGGCAGAGUGCCAGGCUGUGGGAGACUUCAAUAUAACACUCCUGUUAUCUACUCUGCAAAACUACUUAAGAACUACAUUUUCGUCCACUUUUCUAUAAAUAAAAAAAUACAAAUCAAAACAAAAUUGAAACAAAAUGACGAAAAAAGUGAGCAACUGGUAUGAGCGGAAAAGAGAAGCGGAGGAAGAUGAAGAGGAGGAGGGUGUGAGAGUGUGAGAAUUUGUGAGAGUGUGUGCGAGGUCCGUCAGACCUGACCUGCUCAGUAGGGGACGCUACAGGGGCCAUCUGUCAUUCCUACACUGACAAGCCAAGACAGAACGAGGAAAGACAAGAUCCCUUUCAGAUUAGUUGGAGAUCCACCAGAGAUCAGCCCUUCACUCAUUGGUGAGGAAAAAGCAAAGCUGUUGUGAUGGUAACGGUGCAGACAGAGAGGAGAGGCCUCGUUGGGGAUGUCUCCCCCACUCCCAACACCCCAACAUCCCCCCAGCUUCCACCACACUCUUCUAGCUCCUCCCUCAAACUGUCCCACCUUACCUUACUCACCUCUCCCCCCAACACCCCUCUAGCCCUGCCCCCAUGUAAACUCUCUCCUCUGAUUGGUGCUCUUCUCUGUUGAGGGGCGCGGACAGCUAUCAUAUCGGCAGAUUUCUUUACCAUUUUGAAGCACGCUGUUUAAUUACUGUAGAAAACUCCAACACUGUAUGCAUGAGAACCCCCUGUUAAUCAACUCUUCCUAGUGUCAUAAAGAAGAAGAAGUCUGGGACGGACAGCAUGCGGGGGAUGGUGAUGUCAUACAUACUGUAGGCCUUUAAGCUUUCUUUACAUUAUAGGCUUCUUCUAUCUCUGUGAUCAGCGACUCAUUAUGAACUGCAUCACACAUUAUACUAGCCAACUGCCCCUGACAUGGACCCUAGACCCUAGCCACUCCCUGUUCUCUUUCUUUCGCCGUGUCAGGUUUUCCUGAGGGAUCUAGUUAUCGUUGUAAAUAUGUACAGCUUAAAGGCAGAGUAAUGUGUGCUUUUCUUUUUGACUUACUGAGAGGUGAAUGAUGAAGGGAUGCUCCCCCUCUUCUCCUCCUGCGGUGGUUCGUGUUAUAGACAGACAGGGUCUCCGUAGGUCUUUGUAGAGACCCCGUACUUGUUUUUUCUGUCUGUUUCUCUCUUUUCAUUUCUGACUGAACUCUCUUCUCUCCCGUGUGGCUGUGUGAACACUCCAGCUUUCUUUUUCUUCCACAGCAGAAUGUACAAACAGGGUUCUAUAUUUCCUCUUUGUGUCAUCCUUUUCUCUGAGUAAUGCACACUCAGUCACAGCCCGUCAUUAUUAAGACAGUAAACUUAAGAAUGUCAUUGAUUUAUAACAUUACUGAGCAUUUUAUCCAUUUGGAUAUUGAUAAUGGUCAAUAUGAUUUGAACUAAGAUAGUCCCAUGAGCCCUUCCUCGCUACAGAGGGGAGAGAACAAGUGUUUUUUGUAGUUUUAGAUGUGAUAUACAUGUUCAUUUGGCCAUGGUUGUUUAGAGAAGUUGGAGAAAUGUCCUGUGACUAUAAUCAUUCCACACUACGGUCUGUGUGUACAUCAGGGACAGACUGGCCAUCUGGCAUUUUGGGCAAAUGCAAGAUGGCCUGGUCCAUUUUUUACACAAUGGGCCUGUCUUACUUUUUUUGGGGGGGGGGGAAAUGAUAAUUAUCUUGCUAAUAAUGGGGGCCUCGAGGAAAGAAAUGGGCCGUUGUGUUUAAAAUGCCAGAGACGAUUUCUGGUCCCAGUCCGCCCCUGGUACACAGUGUAAGACCAGACAUAACAGAUAGAUACAACUGGAACCGACAACGCCACUGAGAUCCAACUGGACGAUGUGGGAAUAACAAUGUGGAAACUGAACAUUGUGUCAGAUGAAUUUGGAUUUGGGAUUUAUUUGGAUAAAAUUAUUAAAAUGUGCAUUUUUGCUUUUGUUUUGUUUCCUACUGUAAGUUUGCCCUGCUGUCUGUAAAUGAUGAAGUGUCCUGUACAGUGCUUGCUGUUUGAGAUUUAUAGGACCAACAGAAUGACAAUGGAUCUACUAGCUAGCACACUAUCGCUGUUCUGUAGUAAUCUGUCUGUGAGGCUGUAUUACGAAAUAAGCAUGUCAUUGAAAUACUUUUUCCUUGAUUGCCAAUUGCUGUUAUCUUCUUGGAAUUUCAUACCACAAACCCCAUUCCAGUAGUGAACAGGUUUUCAACAUAAUCAACCAGGUCUCAAACAUUUUCAUUAAUGGCCCGAGGAAUCUAGUGGUUUAAAUGUGGCUUAAGAUUCAGGUUCAGGUUCUUACCUACUCAGAGUAGGAUAAAGUGUCCCUAGUCACUGAUCCAAGGUCAGUUUUGUAUCUUAUCCCCCUGAUGGUAAAUGUUGUGAUUUGGGGAGUGGAAAGCUGAUCUUAGAUCUGUGGCUAAAGGGAAACAUAUUUGUACAGAAGUCACAACCCCCAUCCUGUAGUUACUGUACUGUCCAUAUCAGCUGUAUGUUAACUGCGUAUGCUUAAGUUUAAAAUGUGGGCACUGAUCGUUUUGAUUUUCUACUGUAUGCAAUAUAGAUAUUAAGAUCACAAUAUCACAUUAAUAUUGCUACUGUAUGACAAGUCUCAAGUAUUUUUUUUUACUCUUAAGUUCCUGUAUAUGUUCACUUCUCAGUGUUGUGUACAGCCGUUAUUCAGACAGACCAACUGCAUUAUUGUUCUUCUGUGCGUUGAGUGGAAUGGAGAUAUGAUGCGGCCAUUUUAGUUUUUAAAGCACACACUAGUCUCGGACCGCUCUGGCAUGUGAAGAUCUGUACGUGUCUUCUAUGGUAUGAGGAUGGGACACAGCUAUAGCAACAUGGGGUGCAUUAUGCUAUAGAGAUCUAUGCAGGUGAGCUCAUGUUGACUAAAGCUCUCAUCACUCGUCUUAUUUCAAUUACGAUAUGAUUGGCUGGUGCUUAGUAACUUGAGAUUUGACCAAGGGAUUACCUAGGCCGUGGUAAUAUGAAAAUAAAGGAUCAUACUUGUCAAGCAAUAUUUUAAAUAUCAUACUGUCUUAAUUCUGACAUCUAUGAUAAUUUACCUGCAGGUCAUAGGAUUGAGGUAAAUUAGACGUUAGGAUGGUGGCAGGUGGAACCUGUCCAGGUAACAAGAUGUAACUUGUCUGAUGUGUGUUAUCUGUAUUAGUGGCUUGACUGACGUAACCCAACCGGACCCACAGAGAAACGUCCAAACGCACACAAAGUAUGGACAGAUUCUUGAAUGUAUCAAUACAACCAAGCACCAACCACCCAGCCGUAGCCUGUGGAGAAGUAGGUUAUAUCAGGCCUCUGAAUGCACCAUGCAGUCUACUGAGAAGUAGGUUAUAUCAGGCCUCUGAACGCACCAUGCAGUCUACUGAGAAGUAGGUUAUAUCAGGCCUCUGAAUGCACCAUGCAGUCUACUGAGAAGUAGGUUAUAUCAGGCCUCUGAACGCACCAUGCAGUCUACUGAGAAGUAGGUUAUAUCAGGCCUCUGAACGCACCAUGCAGUCUACUGAGAAGUAGGUUAUAUCAGGCCUCUGAACGCACCAUGCAGUCUGAGAAGUAGGUUAUAUCAGGCCUCUGAAUGCACCAUGCAGUCUACUGAGAAGUAGGUUAUAUCAGGCCUCUGAAUGCACCAUGCAGUCUACUGAGAAGGUUAUAUCAGGCCUCUGAAUGCACCAUGCAGUCCCAUCCUGCUGCAGUAUGCUCCUACUGCGACCUUAACUUUCAUAUGUACCGCUACAAAAUCUAUAUACAGUGGGUUCCCAAAUGAUUGACACCCUGCAUAAAGAUGAGCAAUAAUGACUGUAAAAUAAAUAAUUAAAAUACUGAACUAAAUUGUAUGUAACAAAAGAAUUGGGAAAUUAUAUUAUUUGAUAAUAAUACUUUUGCUCAGAGAAAGAUCUACCUCAAAAAGGUAGGGGUCAAAAUGAUUGAAACGCCAAAGGGUUCUUAUAAAGUAAUCAAAAGUUUCAUAUUUGGUCCCAUAUUCCUAGCACACAAUGACUACACCAAGCUUGUGACUCUAAACUUGUUGGAUACAAAAAAAACACGUGCUAGAAAUAUGGGACCAAAUAAACUUUUGACUGACUUUAUUUCUAAGAAUCUUUAGGGGUGUCAAUUUUGACAUUCCUUUGAGAAAAUAAGUAUUACUUGUUGAACAAUCGUUCACUGAGCAACUGUAUUAGCAUAAAUCAAUCGUUUCCCCCUUUAAAAAAAAAUACAAUAUAGCUCACUAUUUGAAUUAUUUCAUACAAUCAUUAUUGCUCAUCUUUAUGGAGGGUGUCGAUCAUUAAGACCCCACUGUAUAAUUACUGCACUUUUCUUUUACUGUAUGCUGUACAUAGACUGAUAAUGCAAAAAUCAAUGCCCAUAUUUGUUUUUCUUUUCUUACAAUAUCAUUCAGUAUUGUAAUAUAUUUAAUAUAAAAUAAAACUUUCAUCUUUA